AUGAUGUUUCUAAUCUCUCUGUGUGUGCUUCUGCUGCUGGUUAAUGUUACUUUCAGCAACAUCAGCAGUGAUCCCUGCUACAACUAUGAGUCUCUGGAUCGUCCCUGGAGAGCCACCAAUGAAAGUGGAGAUAACAUUUGUGAUGAACAUUUCUCCUGGAAUGGCUGGUACCGGCUUUUCUACAAUGGAAUGAACAUCCAGAUGUCAGAGACCUGUAUUAGUUCAUACAGCUGUAACACAUACUAUAAUCUGUGGCUCAAUGGUCCUCAUCCUGAGAUAGAGGAUGGAGUGGUGAUCAGAGAGGUCUGUGGAGGGUCUUAUUGGGGUGGCUGCUGUGAUUACAAGACAAAACCCAUCAGAGUGAAAGUGUGUCCAGGCAAUUACUAUGUCUAUGAACUUGUGAAACCACAAAUCUGGUGUUCAGGAUACUGCACAGGUGGUUUCCUCUGUAAGUUCAGAUAAUAUCACUGGAUCCUGCAUCACCUUGAAUUAUGACCCGUGCAAUAACUACACCAUACUCGAGAACUAUUGGAGAAACA
Molecule: messenger RNA, 539 nt
Organism: Onychostoma macrolepis
Lineage: Eukaryota; Metazoa; Chordata; Actinopteri; Cypriniformes; Cyprinidae
Product: pancreatic secretory granule membrane major glycoprotein GP2-like
Exons: 4
Coding region: 1-462 (153 amino acids)
Source: RefSeq, a predicted model, not a curated record